Dama dama (fallow deer) is the source of this 1833-nucleotide messenger RNA. Its product is annotated as core histone macro-H2A.2. The coding region runs from base 129 to 1247 and encodes 372 amino acids. The record is from RefSeq and is a predicted model, not a curated record. Gene Ontology annotation, molecular function: DNA binding; structural constituent of chromatin; protein heterodimerization activity. The transcript has 9 exons. NCBI's taxonomy places the organism in Eukaryota, Metazoa, Chordata, Mammalia, Artiodactyla, Cervidae. Gene Ontology annotation, biological process: nucleosome assembly. Gene Ontology annotation, cellular component: nucleosome.
CCGAACCUGCGCCCGGGGAGCGGCGCGCGGAGGGCACCGGGCGCCCGGAGCAGGCGCCGCAGCACCAGCAUCGAGUCAGUGCCCGGAGGCCACCUUGUAAAGCAAGCUGAGAGGGAAACUAAGGCAAGAUGUCGGGCCGGAGCGGGAAGAAGAAAAUGUCGAAGCUCUCGCGUUCAGCCAGGGCCGGGGUCAUCUUCCCGGUGGGCAGGCUGAUGCGGUACCUGAAGAAAGGGACGUUCAAGUACCGGAUCAGCGUGGGUGCUCCCGUCUACAUGGCCGCAGUCAUCGAGUACCUGGCAGCGGAAAUUCUAGAAUUGGCUGGGAAUGCAGCAAGGGACAACAAGAAGGCCCGGAUAGCCCCAAGACACAUCCUGCUGGCUGUUGCCAAUGACGAGGAGCUCAACCAGCUGCUAAAAGGAGUGACCAUCGCCAGCGGAGGCGUCCUGCCCAGAAUCCACCCUGAACUGCUGGCCAAAAAGCGAGGGACCAAAGGCAAGUCAGAAACUAUCCUCUCCCCUCCCCCAGAGAAAAGAGGAAGGAAGGCCGCGUCAGGAAAGAAGGGGGGAAAGAAAUCAAAGGCUGCCAAACCACGGACAUCCAAAAAGUCCAAACCAAAGGACAGCGAUAAAGAAGGGACUUCAAAUUCCACCUCUGAAGAUGGGCCAGGGGAUGGAUUCACUAUCCUGUCUUCUAAGAGCCUUGUUCUAGGGCAGAAGCUGUCUUUGACCCAGAGUGACAUCAGCCAUAUUGGCUCCAUGAGAGUGGAGGGCAUCGUCCACCCAACCACAGCCGAAAUUGACCUCAAGGAAGAUAUAGGUAAGGCCUUGGAAAAGGCUGGGGGCAAGGAGUUCUUGGAAACAGUAAAGGAGCUUCGCAAGUCCCAGGGCCCUUUGGAAGUAGCUGAAGCCGCCGUCAGCCAGUCGAGCGGACUUGCAGCCAAAUUUGUCAUCCACUGUCACAUCCCGCAGUGGGGCUCUGACAAAUGUGAAGAACAGCUUGAAGAGACCAUCAAAAAUUGCCUCUCGGCAGCAGAGGACAAGAAGCUGAAGUCAGUGGCAUUCCCGCCCUUCCCCAGUGGCAGAAACUGCUUCCCCAAACAGACAGCAGCCCAGGUGACCCUCAAAGCCAUCUCGGCCCACUUUGAUGACUCGAGCGCAUCCUCGCUGAAGAACGUCUACUUCCUCCUCUUCGACAGCGAGAGCAUCGGUAUCUACGUACAGGAGAUGGCCAAGCUUGAUGCCAAGUAGCCGCCCUGCGCCCACAGGCGGCCACCACACUCACCAACGGGAAUCAGGAGGAUCAGAGUCACAGGAGCGGGGUUUUAUCUUUACAAGGAGAGAGGAAGGGUGACGGCAGGGGAGCAGAGGGCAGCUGAAAGGGAAGCGGGUAGCAGGAGCUGCAGGAGCAGGCCCUGCCCGUGGGAAGAGCCCUCUGCAUUUCUAUUAUUUUAUAUUCUCGUUAAAAAAGAGCCUCAGUCCAUAAUUAACCAGGUCUCCACCAGGGUUUUCUUUCUAUGUGUUUUCUUCCUGUUGUUUUAGAACUUUUUAAAAAAAAAAAACAAAAAAAAAAAAACAGACUUUGUUUAGAUUUAUAGCAUUGACUUUUACACACACACAAAAUCUUUUCAAAAUUCUUAAAAUCUUCUGUUUCUCCUUUUUUUGCAAGGGAAGAGGGCAGAAAAAAAAAAGUGACUUGGGCUUUGUUGGCUGUCUGUAUUCAGUGAUGGGAGAGAAGAAAAUUAGAAAGGCAUCUCACUGGUGCUUUUCUUUUCUGUCUUAGUGCCCCCACCUUUAACCCUAUAAUAUCUGUAACUACUCUUAAAAAGAUUUUGCU